Messenger RNA from Schistosoma turkestanicum, 5447 nucleotides. Lineage: Eukaryota; Metazoa; Platyhelminthes; Trematoda; Strigeidida; Schistosomatidae. The record is from the annotation of a GenBank genome assembly.
AUGUCAUCAGUUUUAAAAAGCAAAAUUUUGAAACCGUUUCUAAGGUUUACAAAAAAUCUUUCUUCAAAUAAACUUCAUAUGAGUAUAUUAAAAGGUGUCUUAGAAUUGGAAACAUUAGAACUGGAAGAGAAUGCUUUAAUGGAGUUACUUGAUUUACCAACAUGGUUAUUAUUGCGUAAAGCAUUUUGUACAAAUGUUGUAGCAAAAAUACACUGGACAAAGUUAAAAACUCAUCCUGUUCUGAUUAGUAUUGAUCAUGUAAAGAUUGAAUUGCAAGCGCUUGAUGAACCACGUCCAGCUUCACAAUCACCUAUAGCUAAUUACAGAGGUGGAUCUGGUAAAUAUGGAUUUAGUGAUAAAGUAAUCGAUGGUGUCACUAUUCAAGUGAAUUCCGUUUUUAUUGAAUUCUUUGCUCAAGCUUUUCAAGGUUCAGUUGAAUUAUCUAGAUUUUGUGUACUAAGUAAAUCACCGAAUUGGCGAAGUUGUUUAUUAAAUUUAAGCACUCUAACACUGCCACAAUACGAUUCAAUAUUGAUAUUCAAAGAAGUCUCUUGGGAAUCUGCACGUAUUGUAGCUGAUGGUCUACUAACUGAACUACGUGGUACACCAGUUAAACUUAUAACAAAUCAAUCACGUGUACGUUUAACAAUGAAAAAACGAUUAUCUGAUGGAUCAUUAAUUAGUUCACGUAUUCAUCUUAUACUGGAUGAUUUACUAUGGAUAUUCACAUUAUCACAAGUUGAAGCAGCUAUUGUAUUUGCACGUUCUUUAGAACAUUCAAUACGUUUAGCCAAUGAACAGAGUAAACGAUUCGCUGCAGAGAAAGCAAAAGUGAGUAGAUUUAAAAAUUCAUCACUUAGAUUUUACGUUUUACCAGAAUUAACCUGGCCUAAUUGUCAUGAAUUCUAUCAAGCACGUGAUCAUUGGUUAAAAGGUAUUCAUCCAAUUCAUUUUACCUAUAAUAAUGGUAAAUUAUUCAAUACACAUCGUAUUUCAUCUAUGCCUACAACAACAACGCCAACUGAUAAUCAAUCUAUUCUAUUGGAUUACAAUUUAUUACAAACAAUGAAUACAACCAUUUUACAAAGUGUUGGCUAUUUUCGUUUAAUUGAUCUCAUUGUAUCAUGUGUAUCUUAUCCGAAAUCGUCAUCAUCAUUGUUGAAAAGGGACAAUAAUAAUAGUUCAUCGACGGCGUUUUCCAAAUUUGCAAAAAUCAAUAAAGGCUUGCAUACUACUCACAGUAAUAUUAAUAAUAGUAAUAAUAGUAAUAGUAAUAACAAAAAUCAUGCACGUAUCCAAGCUGAAAUUCCAAUUGAUAAGAAUAUUUUUAUUGGAUCCGAUAAAUUAUUGCAUAAUCUACCAGUGACAUCAUCAUUUCUUACUGUGGAAUUGAAAAAUUAUUAUCAUUGUUCUAGUAGUACUGCUACUACUACUAGUACAGAUGAUGCAACGAAUUCGAAAUGUUCCAAUCAAUCUUUACCAUGUUCAUUGUUUUGUCAAAUUAAUCCUUUUCAUAUAAAUUUUGAUCCAGAUACUGUGAUUUGGUUGAAUGCAUUUUUAUUGACAUUACAAUUGAAUUUGUCAACUUUUUUAUCCGGUAGAGAUCAAAGUAAUCCAUCGGAUAAACAAUUAAAUAGUUGGUUUGAUUUAAACCGAUAUCAUGUACGUGUUGAAGCGUUAAUGCCUCGAUUAAUAUUCUCAUCAUUAUUUGGACCAUCUAAUCGUUAUAUGAAUUCAUCGAAUUGGAUUGGACCACAUGCACUUGUUUUACAAUCCGAUCAAAUUAUUAUACAAUCAUUAGCAGCUCCAAUUUCAUUGAAUAUUGCUGAUUGUUUAAAACAACUAUUGAAUAAUUUACAUUCAAAUUCUAAUCAAUAUGCGACUAGUAUGAAUCACCAUCAUCAUAAUCAUCAUCAUCAUCCAUUCAAUGCACGCUCGAUUCCGCGUAAAUCAGUGAAUUUGUUUAAAUUUCAACAAUUAGCUGAAUCCGCUACAGAAUUGCAUAGUUUAUAUCCAAAUUUCGAAGAACAAUUCUGGUGUAUUCAUUGUCCAAAUGUAUGGAGUGAAUUUCUUACGCUAAUCGAUAUGGUAACUAAUUCUUCCGAUCAACAUGAUCAUAAUCAUAUCAAUGAUUUUAUGUUAUAUCGUCAAUCAUUCAUUGAAUCGUUUCCUUUAACAAUCUGGUCAUUAAUACCAAUCAAUAAUAGUGAUAAUAAUAAUAACCAACCAUCUGUUCAAUCUCCAAUCUCUAUUCUAAUUGACAUUGACAAUAAAUUCAUUCCAAUGGAUGAUUCCCAAUCACCGGCCAAUUCCACUCAAAUGAUGAUCAAUAAUGAUCAAUCAUCAAUUGAUCAAUGUCCAAUUAAAGUUGCCCUCGGUUCCAUUGAUCAUUUAUCAACAAAUUCUCAUUUAUUCACUUAUCUUAUUAAUCAAUCCGAUAGAAAUGAAGAAACAUUGAAAAUUAUUCCUGAUCUAUUUCAUCAAAUUGUAUUGUUAUUUUAUAUUGUUGAACAAAUUUCUUAUGUACAAACUCAUUUCGCUAUAGAUUAUCAAGAAUUUUUACUAAUGACUAAAAAUCAACAACAACAAUCCUCGUUAUUGACGCAUCAUGCGUCAUCGCCACCAGUAAUCAAUAAUGAUGUUUCAUUAUUGUAUUGUAUCCAAUUUUCUACAUUUCGAUCAAUUGAAUUAAAUGUAAAUUAUUUUUGUCAUGAAAACAAAUUAUUAUCUGAUCAAAUUCCGACAGAAUCAAUCUUAUCCACUUGUUUAAAUGAGAAUAAUCAUAAUAAUACUAAUAAUAGUAAUAAUGAUAAUAAUAGUAAUAAUACUGAUCAUCAUCCUAAUAUUGAUAUGAAUCAAAAUGUAUUCGUUGAAAAUGUCAGUUAUUUUCCAAAAAAAUCUUUAUCAACCACAUCAUUGACAGCUUCAUCACCAUCAUCAGUGGGAUCUUUGACAAAAUUUUCACAUUUUUCUACACCAUCUCCUACUACUACCACUGGUACUAUUGGUGGUGGCAAUGGUUGUUGUGAAUCAGUGGCGUUAUCUUCUCAACCAACUCCCCUACCACGACUAUUACGUCAUCAUCAUUCCAUGUUAACACCUUCAUUGGAUACAUUAUCAUUGAAAACUGGUGGUAGUUUUGUGUUAAACAGUAAUAUUAGUAGUAGUAAAUCAAGUAUAAUCAAUUUUCGUAAAUCAAUGCGUGGACGUAUUCAUUCAUCAGAGGAUAGGCAACAAUCCACAUUCUAUUAUAAUGAUUGUCAUUUUAAUAGUAGUAUUGGAAUUAUUGAGAAUAAUAAAAAUAGUAAUAAUAAUAAUAAUAAUAAUAAAUAUAUGAAUAAGUUAAUUAAUUCUAAUUCAUUAUCGCCUAAAAUAUUUUUAAAAAAAUAUCGAAAUCGUUCAAUAGUUCCUCCAUCUGUUAAUAAUAAUGAUAAAAAUGAAUGUAACCCAGUUGUGAAUGGAGAUAAACAGUCACAAAAUACACCACUUUCUGAAAAUAAUCUUCCUCUUACGUUUAAUUCUGUUGUGGAUGAUGUUUUAUUAAACAAUUCAUCUACUAAUCAUAUGAAUCAUCAGUUUUCAAUUUCCAGUGAUUUAUCUGAUCUACAAAGUAUAUCCGGUUCAACAGAUGAUUGGACUAAACCAUAUGAAGCUUUAUCUGAUGUAAAAACAUCAUGUACAAAUAAAAAUGAUGAUCUAUUUUUACUGCCACUUCAUCAUCAGCAUUCAUUCAAUUCAUCAUCCCUUCUAUUGGGUCCAGAUGAAAUUGGUUCAGAAUUAUCGGAUGUAGAUGUUUUCACACCACCAGGUACAUUGAAUUCUCCGACUACUACUACUAAUACUAUGACCACCACUAUUGAUCUGACCACAGCAUCAGCAUCAGCAGCCAACGAACAGGCAAAAUCACAAGAAAAUACUACUGAUUAUGAAAGAUUUUAUCAAUGGAAAAAGUUGAAUCUAUCAAGUGUCAUUAUACAAUUGACUGGAUUUUCAUGUGAAGCAGAUGCUACAAAUUUAGAAUCACGUUUUUGGAUUGUAUUCAAAUCACUUCAAUUAUUUACAAAACAUGAAGAAUCAUUAGAUUGUUGUAUUACUUCUCCUUUCUCUCCAACUCAUAUUGAUUUGAAUCAAACACCACAACAUCAAAAAUGCUUACAAUCAAAUUAUUUAUGGUCAAUUUUUCUAAGUUUCGGUGGUGAUCCAACCAUAAGUGCUGGUGGUGGCGGCGGCGGUGACCUUGGGGAAUUCAAUCCAUCAACAAUAACCAAUACUAAUUAUCCAUGGGUGUAUAUUAAUGCUAUUUUAUUAAAAAAUUGGCAAUUGAUUAUACCAUUGAAAAUUGAACAAAUUUUCACUCAUAUACGGCAUCAAAUUGAUAGUAUAAAUCAAUUGAAUUCUUCUGUAAUAUUGAAUAGCAUACCUAGCGAUCGUGUGGACAAUAAUAAUAAUAAUAAUAACAGUAGCUCACUUCCAAGAUGUUUCAUUCGUCUAUUGUUAAAACAAGGCAAUUUAUCAAUGAAAUUGCACUCAGAAAAUGUUGAUGAAAAUGUAGGACAACUGAAACUUCUCAAACAAUUAUUUCUUCAACAAGGAUUGAUCAUUGAACUAAAUGAACAUGGUGUAUUUCAAAUCGCAAUUGAUCAAUAUCCAAUGAAUGCAGAACCAAUUCAUCAUACUAUAAAUGAUCAUCAUAAUGCUGCAAACCAUGACAACAGUCAGUUAUUAUCAGAUUCAUCUUCUUCUCCUCAAAUAAACACUACCAAUUCAUUUCAUAAUAUCUUAAUUAAUCGAUAUGCUGCAGAGAAUAAACUAUUGAAAGAUAAGAUUGAAGCUUUAACAAAUGAAUUAAUGCAACUCAAAUCAACCACGCAUCAUAAUGUUCAAUAUUCAUCAACGAAUUAAAAAGAAAAAAGAAAUCUUAUUCAUCACAUUGUUUGUAUAUUUAUGAAAUCAUUUAUUUAUUCUAUUGGCUUAUUAUUUUUCUAAUCAUUUUCCCAAUCAUUGAAUUAAUUUUCUUAUGUAAAAAAGACAUGUUGACAUGUCUAUCUAUCUAUCCAUCUCACGCAAGAAAGACAUGUCGACGUGUCUAUCUAUCUAUCUAUCACUCAAAACAGAAAUGCUUCUUUGUAAAUAGAUCAACAAUAUGUAAAUGAUCAAAGUGUAAUUUGUGUACAGUCACUGAACCAAUUGAUUUGUAUAUUCAUGAACUUAUUUUUUUUCUCGGAUCAUUUUCUCUCCUUUUUUUAAUUUAUUUACUAUUUUUAUUUUUGUUGACUUGUUGAAUUCUAAACAAUAUUGAUUACUUUUCUUUUUUUAUAUAGUAACAAGUUAUUCUUUAAUUUUUCGCUGUUUCUUCCUUUUUUGUCAAAUUUGAACAGAGAAAAGAACAGGGUAAUUAGAAAUGCAUACUUGUAGAAACAAAACAAAGUUAUUUUAUUACAAUGAUA